Molecule: messenger RNA, 969 nt
Organism: Quercus robur (English oak)
Lineage: Eukaryota; Viridiplantae; Streptophyta; Magnoliopsida; Fagales; Fagaceae
Exons: 2
Coding region: 80-745 (221 amino acids)
Biological process (GO): endoplasmic reticulum to Golgi vesicle-mediated transport; intracellular protein transport
Cellular component (GO): endoplasmic reticulum; endoplasmic reticulum membrane
Source: RefSeq, a predicted model, not a curated record
GUCAAGUCUUUUUGCAGUCUCUAAAAACUAAAAAGCUCAGGAACAGAGAGAGAGAGAGAGAGAGAGAGAGAGAGAGAGAAUGAUACAGGUACUCUAUACCGUGAUCUUGGCCGAAAUGGCUCUGAUCCUAACCCUCCUCUUCAGGACUCCAUUGCGAAAGCUCGUCAUCAUAACCUUGGAUCGCCUCAAGCGCGGCCGGGGUCCUAUCAUGGUCAAGACCAUCGCCGCCACCGUCCUCGUCGUCCUCACGUCCAGCGUCUAUAGCAUAAUCAAAAUUCAGAAGCGUACGAUCGAGGGUGGCGUCGCCAAUCCGACGGACCAGGUCCUCAUGUCCAAGUACAUGCUCGAAGCUUCUCUUACGGGAUUCAUGCUCUUCCUCUCACUGAUGAUAGAUAGAUUACAUUAUUACAUUAGAGAACUUCGUUCACUUAGGAAAACCAUGGAGGCUGCAAAGAAACAAAAUCGUAAUUUUGAUGAUGGGAAGAAUGGCGGUGCAGAGGAGCUUAAAGCCAUGGGAGAAGAGAUUGCUACAUUGAGGGCAAAGAUCAAGAAGCUGGAAUCUGAAUGUGAGACAAAAGCAAAGGAGGCAAAGACAGCAGAAGCUGAAGCUGAGGCUUUAAGAAAGCAAUCUGAGGGAUUCCUUCUGGAGUAUGACCGAUUGCUGGAAGACAAUCAAAACCUUCGCAACCAGUUAGAGUCAAUUGACCAAAGUUUGACACAGCCCGAUAACAAAAAGAAUAUGUGAGGGAGCACAUACCUAGUAAGGAACAAUUUUCUGGGUCUAUAUCUAUGUGUAUGAGUACUUUAGAAUUGCAUUUAGGAGAGGAAAGAAAAUGCAGGGGUGCAGUUGUUACAAUUGGUCUAAUUAUGUUUAUAUGCAAAGCAUGGUGAAAAGGGAGAAUGUAAUACCCGGAUCCAAAAAAUGAAAAAAAGAACUAGGGGUUUUAAUAUUAAAGUGCAGUUUGGUAA